This is a messenger RNA of Thamnophis elegans (Western terrestrial garter snake), 2613 nucleotides long. RefSeq names its product tRNA selenocysteine 1 associated protein 1 (gene TRNAU1AP). The record is from RefSeq and is a predicted model, not a curated record. Gene Ontology annotation, molecular function: tRNA binding. Gene Ontology annotation, biological process: selenocysteine incorporation. Gene Ontology annotation, cellular component: nucleus. The transcript is spliced from 9 exons. Lineage: Eukaryota; Metazoa; Chordata; Lepidosauria; Squamata; Natricidae. The coding region runs from base 164 to 1042 and encodes 292 amino acids.
CGAGACGCGCGGGAGGGGGAGGGGGGGAGAAAGCUCGCGCCGAGGGAGAAAGCGAGGCGGGGGGCCGCGGAAGUGCGGUGAAGCGGCGGCGGCGGGGUCGAGCGGGGCAGGCUUCCCCGUCGCCCGCCCCUCGGCCCGGGCGCCCUGGGGCGGCGAGAGCAGCAUGGCCGCCAGCCUGUGGAUGGGAGACCUGGAGCCCUAUAUGGAUGAGAACUUCAUUUCAAGAGCUUUUGCUACUAUGGGACAACUAGUCCUGAGUGUGAAGAUAAUUCGGAAUAGAUUGACAGGGAUUCCAGCAGGCUAUUGCUUUGUAGAAUUUGCUGAUCUGGCCACAGCAGAAAAAUGUUUACAUAAAAUCAACGGGAAGCCCCUUCCUGGUGCCACCCCUACAAAGCGCUUUAAAUUAAACUAUGCCACAUAUGGGAAGCAACCUGAUAACAGCCCAGAAUAUUCCCUGUUCGUUGGGGAUCUUUCCCCUGAUGUAGAUGACGGGAUGAUAUAUGAAUUUUUUGUAAAAGUAUACCCAUCAUGUCGGGGUGGAAAAGUGGUCGUGGAUCAGACGGGUGUUUCCAAAGGCUAUGGUUUUGUGAAAUUCUCAGAUGAACUGGAGCAAAAAAGAGCACUGGUAGAGUGCCAGGGAGCUGUCGGCCUUGGUUCUAAGCCAAUACGCUUGAGCGUUGCCAUACCAAAAGCUAAUCGGUUGAAGAUGGUGGAGUACAAUCAGAUGUACAACUAUAACUAUAGCCAGUACUACCAACAAUAUCAGAACUACUAUGCCCAUUGGGGAUAUGAUCAAAACACCGGCAGUUACAGCUACAGCUACCCACAAUAUUGCUACACACAGAACACCAUGCAGACAUAUGAAGAAGUGGGUGAAGAUGCAUUAGAAGGCUUCCUUCCGUUGGCAGAUCCGAUGCCCCAGACGGAUGUGAGUGAAGCCAACAAGCAGUUUAUGGAGCAGAGUGAAGAACUCUACGAUGCCUUGAUAGAAUGCCAUUGGCAGCCUUUGGACAGCGUGUCUUCGGAGCUCCAAGCUGCAUAAUUGCCCAUGUUGCUGAUAAUGCUCCCUCCGAGCCGUGUGCCAGCGGGCCUUGGAUCCCUGCCAAAGCGCAUGGAAGUUGCAGCUGCAAACGGACUCGUCCCUCUCUCUCCACCAGAUUCUCAAGUCAAGGAUGCAGAGGACAGCUUUGGGUUCUUCCUGCACUCGUGGAGCAGCAGACAGUAGCAGAGGAGAAUUGUGGUCACAUUUAUUUGAGAUGAAAUUAGAACUCGGGGACUUAGUUUUAUUUCUUCUCCCUUCCCCCCCACCCACACCCCCUGUUGAUCUGAAGGCAAGACUUGUUUAUCCCAGCCAAGAAGUUCUAAUUUAUGAACUAAAUAAAAGAUGGGAAAUCUUAAUUCCAAGUACAAUAAAAAAUAUAUAUAUAUAUAUAUUUCAUGCAGGUGGGGUAUCUGGUGUUCUCCAUAGGGUAAACGGGAUCAGGAGUCUGAAGCAGGUCCAUGUAAUAGGUCCAUAAGCCCUUUCUUUUUCUUUGCUGAAAUAAAACUCCGCAGAAAUUAUUUUGAAGCAAAACCGCACCAUAAAGGAAAAAAAAAAUUUUUUUGAGGGAGCAGGCGGAAUAACCUGGGCCAACUUUUAGCAAUUUCUGAAAAGGAUACAAAUUCUACAUUUUGAAGCAUGUAGAGGCAACUUCUGUUAAAACAACCAGAUAUUCUGUUUUAAUAUGAAGAGUCUAGGGGGAUCAGAGAAAAUUUUAAUUGUGUACUCCAUAGCUGGAAUAAUAUCACUGGGAGUCACUGAAAGGAUGCAUCAGCGUUUCCUUGAACUUCAAAACUCUGCUAGUAACAGUCGAAGAAAAGAAAAGAGAAAUAUAAUUCCCCCUCAAAUGAGGUCUGGCAUUUCACUCAUGAGCUGUGCAGUUUGAAGGCAGUCUGAAUGUGAAGAUAAUGAGUUAAAUACAGUAAUUAUUGACAGGUUCCUAGUGUCUGAUUACAGGUGGAUUGGAUUGAGAUGGGCAACUAUAAUGAAUAAAUAAAUGAUCUUGCAUUCAAAGAAUAGAAGUUGCUUCCCUCAGUUUUGAAUACAUAGAUACUGUCCUUUAUAUCAGGGGUCUCCAACCUUGGCAACUUUAAGUCUUGUAGACUUCAGCUCCACAAGUCUUAAAGUUGCCAAGGUUGGAGACCCCUGCUUUAUAUUAUCUCUGUUAUAAGGUGCAGAGAAGGGUGGGGAUUUUGAAGCUUUGAGCAAAGCUGGGCCAGUUUUAUAAAUUGGCAUUUUGAGUAUCUCUAGGUAGUCUGAGAUUUCUUGCUUGUUGCUGUACAAGUUGUACUGUUAAUAGGACGGUUCCCACAGCUACACUGCGUUUAUUGUAGUGAUGAUUAAAGGAAAAUUGCUAAAAGCCAAACAGGCCUUAACGUCUCCAGUGGAUGUCCACCUAGUUAAAAUUUCUGCAGGGAAAGGAAAAUGCGUGCAUUUAUUGCAGGGCUUAUUUCCAAUUUAGAAAUGAAGAGAAAUGUAUGCAAGUCACUUAAGUCUUACCGGGUAAGAAUAACCUGUAAAAAAAUUGUAUACCUGUGAAAUGGAAUAACCAAGUAAACAUAUAUUGAAUUGUA